GUCACCACCUUUCUGUCUCAGAGCAGUAUCAUUUCUCAGAGCGUCAACCCACCUCUGGAAUUUCAGAAGGUAAAAGAAAGGGAAGCAGAUUAUGGGAAACAGGGUGUAGCUGCAGCACAGGGAAAAAGGGGGAGACUGCUUCAACUCUGCAGGAAGACGAAAACACAUGAAGAUCGACUGAGAUCUGCUCCGGUUUAUGCUUUUUAUUGAGAGUAAACCUCUGGGACGAGCAAAGUCAGUCUCCAGGGAAUCACAGCAGCACGGCUGCUCACGGUGUCAGACAUGCAGCUGCUUACUUUGAUCUGUGUGCUUUUUCUCCUGCUCUGCAUCUCGUCUGGAAGCUCAGAAGCCCACAGACAUUACCGACAAGUUCUUUCUGGAAACCAACAAGGUGUGUGCCGCUACGGGAGGAGACUGGAGUGCUGCUAUGGCUGGAAGAAAAACAAUAAAGGGCAGUGUGAGGCUCAGUGCGAGCACGGCUGCAAGCACGGUGAGUGUGUCGGCCCCAACAAAUGCAAGUGUUUCCCUGGAUACACCGGAAAGACGUGUAAUCAAGAUCUGAACGAGUGCGGCCUGAAGCCUCGUCCUUGCGAGCAUCGCUGCAUGAACACCCACGGAAGUUACAUGUGCUACUGCCUCAAUGGAUACAUGUUGAUGCCUGAUGGGUCAUGUGCCAAUUCCAGGACCUGCUCCCUGGCUCACUGUCAGUACGGCUGUGAGGAAGUGGAAGGGGAAAUCCGCUGCCUUUGCCCGUCUGCAGGUCUCCAACUGGGUCAAGACGAAAGAACAUGCGUAGAUAUUGAUGAAUGCAUAACUGGGAAGAACCUCUGCCCAUACAACAGAAAAUGUGUGAACACCUUCGGCAGCUACUACUGCAAGUGCCAAGACGGCUACGAUCUGAAAUAUCUAAACGGCAAAUACGACUGUCAAGAUGUGGAUGAGUGUGCAGCUGGAACCCACAAGUGCAGCCACCACGCCGUUUGUCUGAACACUCAGGGAUCCUACAAGUGCAGGUGCAAGUCUGGCUUCAGAGGCAACGGCUUUGAGUGCUCCGCCAAACCAUUUUAUCAGAGACCGUGGGAUGGCGACAAAGGCAGUGCGGAUAAUUUCAUCAAUGCCAUCCCGGACUCCCAAGUGAGGCCUGAGAUUCUGGGAGGCAGUCUGAGUAACGAGGACAUCAAAAACCUCAUCCCAGAAACAGUCGCCACGCCACAUCCUAGGAUCCGCCAUCAACCUUUUGACUACGAUGGAGAGGUCUACGUCGGUACCCGAACAAAAGAAGGAAAAAAUGAGUAUCCAGCUAAAGAAGAAGAGGAGGAAGGGGAAGAGGAAGAAAAUAGUCUAAAUCCAAGAGGAGAUGUCUUCGUUUCUGAAGACUUUGAGUCUGUCUUUGGUCCAGCCACAGAAAUCAAAGAAAUCCAGAUUGAACUGCCUCAGGAAGAAUAUUUCAUGGACUGCAACUUUGAUCAGGGAGCUUGUGAAUGGGUCCAAGACAAGGCUGAUGACAUGGACUGGAUCGUGGCGUAUCGUGACAAAGACCAUGCUGAGUACUACAUGGCGUUGAGUGGGCUGCUUGGAGAGGAAAAAGAUGUGGCCAGGCUAAAGCUGCUGCUCAGUGACCAGCCCCAGCAGGGCAGCUUCUGCCUCACCUUUGACUUCCGCAUGGUGGGCCGUAACGUGGGCUCACUCAGGGUGCUGCUGGAUAACAACGCUUACCCAGUAUGGGAGCAGAGCCAAAGCAAAAACCAGGGAUGGCAGACAGAGCUGCUCACAGUAGCCUGGAAGGAGGAAGCCCCCCAGUCUAUUAUCUUUGAAGCUCAGCGUGGGACAGGGGUUGGAGGAGAGAUAGGACUGGACAAUGUUGCAUUGACUUCAGGUCCUUGUCAAGAGGAUCUAGGUCCAGUCUUUUAGGACUCCACAAUGACAUUCAUGAAAGAUUUGUGUACUCCAAUAAUCACAACAGCACAGUCAAAAGAGGAGAAAUAUGUGCAACAGGUGCAUGUGAGGCAACUCAGACCUCAGGAACAGGUGGACAAGCUCAUUUUAUCAGUUGGGCUAACAGUAUUGUGCUGAUUUAAGUCAAGUAACUACCAAUAAAAUGUAAUGUGAAUUCUUAGAUGAAAUAUAGCUCAAAUUAUAGUUGUGUCAGAUUUUUGAAGGCUGUAUUGUUAAAACACAAAUUAUCAGUUCACCAGUGUUACGAAAUUUGUAGUGAAAUGAUGCUGCAUUGUUACAUUAAAUUGUUUUUCUAACAAUG
Molecule: messenger RNA, 2257 nt
Organism: Nothobranchius furzeri (turquoise killifish)
Lineage: Eukaryota; Metazoa; Chordata; Actinopteri; Cyprinodontiformes; Nothobranchiidae
Gene: egfl6
Product: EGF-like-domain, multiple 6
Cellular component (GO): membrane
Molecular function (GO): calcium ion binding
Source: RefSeq, a predicted model, not a curated record